CUGAUCCAUAACCUCGCUCUCUAACAGCGACAAGGCGGCAUGACGGAACACGCGCCCUCCCUCGCACCUUUGCAGCCUCGGUGUUACUUAGUCACCGUUCAGGCUCUGCUUACGCCGCGUAGCUUACAGUACACAGCGCCAUACGCAAUGGUUACUCAUCGCGCCUGGGUGGUGUGCCGCGUCGCCGCGCAGCCGCAUAUCCGCGCCGAGAUAUAAAGAUAAUGCAUACGGCACAGGCAUGCAUGCACCGUACCACAAGACCACCAACAUUAUGACCGUCACGCUCAUCGCCACCUUCCGCGUCGUGGACGAAGCGGCCGCCUCGCGCGUCCAGGAGCUCCUCUCCAAGGUCCGCGACGUCGCGCUUAGCCCCGCAGAGCCCGGCACGCAGGUCUACAACCCCGCUCGCAAGACGACUGACGGCCUCGACUUUGUCGUGUAUGAGGAGUAUGCCGACAAGGCGGCCGUCGACGCACACCUCUCGUCGGACGAGUUCAAGGCGCUCAUCGGCGAGUCGGAGACGCUGCUCGUCGGCGGCAGGGCGGGGCUUAAUGUGAACUACUAUGCCAAGUUCUAGACUUGACUUGGAGGUGUAGGACAUAUGCAUCGGUG
Messenger RNA from Vanrija pseudolonga, 612 nucleotides. RefSeq lists its product as uncharacterized. The coding region runs from base 239 to 577 and encodes 112 amino acids. Lineage: Eukaryota; Fungi; Basidiomycota; Tremellomycetes; Trichosporonales; Trichosporonaceae. The record is from RefSeq and is a predicted model, not a curated record. The transcript has 3 exons.